AUGAGCGUCCCGGAGAAAGAGGUGGUCCACGAAUCGAAAUCGGGCAAUACAUCUCCAUCGCCACCGCAUUCGGACAUCGAAAUCGGUAUCGUCGAAGAGCCAUCCAAGAACGGCGAUGAAGCACUCAAGUUCCUCAAAUCGGCACACGAUGUUGGGACUCUCACGCCUGAGGAUGAGCGAAGGCUUGUGCGAAAGAUCGAUUGGAUGAUCAUGCCGUUAAUGUGGUGUUGCUACUGCUUGCAGUAUUUGGACAAAACACUGGUAAACUACGCGGCAGUGAUGGGCCUAUACGAGGAUGCAAACAUAAGCACGUCGCAGUUCUCUAAUCUCGCCCUUUUCUUCUACGUCUCUUACCUCGCGCUCGAAUUCCCGCAUGGUUAUGGCAUGCAACGUCUCCCUACAGCCAAGUACCUUGGCGCAGCCGUCAUUCUCUGGGGUCUCGUCACAGCACUCACAUGCGUGUGCAAGAACUACGGCGCUCUAGUGGCUACACGCGUUUUGUUGGGCUGCUUUGAGUCGGCUGUUGCACCCAGCUUGAUUCUGAUAACUUCGAUGUGGUACAAGAAGAACGAACAACCCUUGAGAACUGGCAUCUGGUAUCUAGGGGUGGGGACAGGAACGAUGAUAGGAAGCUUGAUCAGUUUCGGGUUUCAACACUACGACAGUGACACCUUCACUAGUUGGCAGAUCAUGUUCCUCGUAGUAGGUCUAAUUACAGUUACUGUUGGUAUAACUGUGGUGUUGUUCCUUCCCGAUAACCCCAUGUCCUCUCGUCUCACCCCGGCGGAGAAGGUAUGGGCUAUCGAACGCCUGCGCGAGAACCAAACCGGUAUCGAGAACACGCAUUUCAAGUUUCAUCAAGUGAUCGACUGCUUCAAAGACCCGCAGACUUGGAUGCUAUCGAUCAUCACCAUAUCAUCGAACGUACCAAACGGCGCAGUAUCUUCCUACCAAGCCACGCUUAUCAAGUCAUUCGGCUUUAAUCCCAAGACUACAGCAUUGCUGCAACUGCCUUCAGGCGCCGUCAGCAUUAUCUCCAUUCUCAUCGCCACAUACCUUGCCGGCCGCUUCGACCAACGCGCAUUAAAUGUCGUAUCUCUGCUCGUACCCGGUGCGCUUGGCGGCUGUCUCAUGGCCUUCCUUCCUGGUGAAUCCAAAGCCGGAAAACUCAUUGGAAACUACCUUACCAACUGUAUCGGUGCCAGCUUACCACUUCUAUAUUCCUGGGUCUCUGCCAAUGUCGCCGGCCACACGAAGAAAGUGACCAUGAACGCUAUCUUGCUCAUGUCAUUCUGUUUAGGGAAUAUUAUCGGGCCAUUGACUUUUCGGCAAGAUGACUCACCGGAUUUUGUACCAGCGAAGAUUACUAUCGUUGUUACUUGUGCGUUCGCUGCGGCCAUGGCGUUGGUUUUGAGAGCGUACUAUAUGUGGGAGAAUAAGAAGAGGGACCGAGAGGAUGAUGGUAGGCAUGUGGAGAAUGAAGAGUUUCUUGAUUUGACGGAUCGGGAGAAUAAGCGGUUCAGAUAUAGGCUAUAG
Alternaria atra is the source of this 1536-nucleotide messenger RNA. RefSeq lists its product as uncharacterized. NCBI's taxonomy places the organism in Eukaryota, Fungi, Ascomycota, Dothideomycetes, Pleosporales, Pleosporaceae. Gene Ontology annotation, cellular component: membrane. The record is from RefSeq and is a predicted model, not a curated record. The transcript has 4 exons. Gene Ontology annotation, molecular function: transmembrane transporter activity. The coding region runs from base 1 to 1536 and encodes 511 amino acids. Gene Ontology annotation, biological process: transmembrane transport.